Molecule: messenger RNA, 1566 nt
Organism: Clonostachys rhizophaga
Lineage: Eukaryota; Fungi; Ascomycota; Sordariomycetes; Hypocreales; Bionectriaceae
Source: the annotation of a GenBank genome assembly
AUGUCUGGUCAAAAGUACCCACUAGAUCUGCUGGGAGAAUCUGGUAUCAUGGGAGAAUUUCAUGAGUUUUUAGAUUCAGAAUUGUCCUUCCAGCUUUUUGACUUACUUACCAAACGUAACAAGCAAAAAUUUGAAAGUCUCCCAGGUCCCGAGUCAUGCCAGAAGCAGGAGGUGCCAGUCUUGUGUCGAGGCGGCAGGACCUCAGACACAACACAAGAUAUGCAUUUGGAUCAUCCCCCCUCCUAUAGCCUGGUUGGAGGGGCUGAAGGUUCCGCUUCGAGGAGAGACGAUGAAAGAGGCCCGGUUGAAGAUUCUGCUUCGAGGAAAAACGAUGAACGAGGCCUGGUUGAAGAUUCUGCUUCGAGGAAAAACGAUGAACGAGGCCCGGUUGAAGAUUCUGCUUUCAGGAAAGACGAUGAACGAGCCGUCAGCCCUCACGUACAGAUUACCGCCUCGCCCAAGAAAUCACGACAUUGGUGGCGCUCGUUGUUAGGGUCACGGUCAAAGAAACAUCAUGACCCUCUCCAGCCUACGUCAUCCUUCCUAGAGCCUCAUGAACCUCCUCAGCCUACGACAUCCUUCCCUGAACGUCGUGACCCUCCCCAGCUUAGGGCAACCUUUCCAGAUCCGCCGCAAUAUUCUCCCAUGCCCCCAAAAGCUCAAGGCCCUCGUCGCAUAUAUGAGCGAACCGAUAGACAGCGGCAGGAAAGCCCGAUCUUCAAGUUGCCAAAGCCCGUAUUGAUCAAGAUAAUGAUGGGUCUGACGCCAAUAUCUCUCUGGUCUAUCCGACAGGCGUCGGCACUUUUCCGAACUCUUUUUGACGACCGACAAUUUUACUCGUUUCACGACAAGGUGGGCCUGUAUGAUGUUCACAUUAAAUUCUCCACCGGCAUCAUGUCACGGGAGGAAAGGAGAGAGGCCAGCGCAAUGCUUCAACCGAGGAAAGAGGUGGAGCACUGGUGCACGGCAUGCACUCGGGUCCGUCUCCUUGGCGAGUUCGAACCUGCCGUGAUCAAGCUUCGCGAGCUGCGAUUUUGCAAUGCAUGCGGAGAGAGGCAUGCUGGUAUAUUUUUCCCCCAGGAAAGCAUAGAAAGGGGCGAUGAAAAUCUCGUUUGCAUCGGAAGGCUAGGUAAAUGGGAACUGUGCUCUCACAUGGAGCCUAUCAUGUGGGAUUCCCUCAAGGACAUUCUCUCUGUUCCAAACAUCGAAAAGUAUGGUGGAUGCCCCCACCCGGAGCAUCAGCGAUGUUCCAAGAAAGGCUCGGCAAAAUAUAGCUCGUUCCCGCGGAUGUUACUCAUACGAUGGUUGCCCCCGAAUGAUUCCCACACUACCAUUAAGAUUGGUUGGGAUCUUCCGUUGCUGGAUAUCGAUAGCAGAGAUCCUCCCAGCACGGCGGGUAUUCGAAGGACCCUUCAACAGUUGAUUGUGGGAGGUGCUCUUCGGAAUCACAAGACUUGUCCUCACAUGGCGGACAGAAAGGCUCUUAGUGACUUCAUCUCGGCUGCGGCUUGUUCUCUGGGACGCCUUGUAAAUGCUCACGUCCCCGGAACCGGAAACAAUUUUUGA